Messenger RNA from Conger conger (European conger), 2325 nucleotides. It is a transcript of the gene naalad2, whose product is annotated as N-acetylated alpha-linked acidic dipeptidase 2. Gene Ontology annotation, molecular function: carboxypeptidase activity. The record is from RefSeq and is a predicted model, not a curated record. Bases 51 to 2267 code for a protein of 738 amino acids. The transcript has 19 exons. Lineage: Eukaryota; Metazoa; Chordata; Actinopteri; Anguilliformes; Congridae.
UUGAGACGAAAUACAAGCUGAAUGUUGUGCAACAUAGUUUGAUUAGACGAAUGGGGCUCCAGAACAGCAGACUUGUGAAAUGGAUUUGCUGGAUUGCCGUUAUUACGGCGUUCUUCUUAAAUGGUUUCCUAAUAGGCUGGUAUGCAAGACCUACUCAAAGUGAUAGCCAUGUAGCCUUUCACAGUCACCUGCGAGAUUUCCUGGAUGAAAUGCAAGCUGACAACAUCAGGCAGUACCUGAGGAAAUUCACACGGCUCCCUCACUUAGCGGGAACUGAACAGAACCUCCGCCUAGCCCAACAGAUCAGGGAAGAGUGGCUGCAGUUCGGACUGGACUCAGUGGAGGUUGUACCCUAUGAUGUGCUGCUGUCCUACCCCAACCAGACCAGCCCUAACUACAUCUCCAUCAUCGAUGAGCAAGGGAACGAGGUGUUCAGUAGCUCCCUAUCAGAACCUGUGCCCGAGGGCUAUGAAAACAUCUCUGGUAUUGUGCCACCCUACAGCGCUUUUUCAGCCAAAGGCCAGCCUGAGGGUGAUCUAGUGUAUGUGAACUAUGGGCGUACGGAGGACUUUUUUCAACUGGAACGUGAAAUGGGAAUCAAUUGCACAGGCAAGAUCGUCAUCGCAAGAUACGGCAAAAUCUUCAGAGGCAACAAGGUGAAGAAUGCCAUCCUCGCUGGUGCGACUGGCAUCAUCUUGUUUUCUGACCCGGCUGAUUACUGUGCCCCAGGGGUGAAGACGUACCCAGAUGGGUGGAACCUCCCCGGGUUAGGAGCCCAGAGGGGGAACGUGCUGAACCUCAAUGGGGCGGGGGACCCCCUGACACCCGGUUACCCUGCCAAAGAAUAUACAUACAGAUUGAGCAUUGAUAAGGGGGUAGGCCUUCCCAACAUUCCUGUGCAUCCCAUUGGCUACAGUGAUGCUGUCAGUCUACUAAAGAAUAUGGGGGGGCAAAUUCCUCCAAACAACUGGAAGGGGGACCUCAAUGUCUCAUACAGCAUUGGGCCUGGAUUCACCACAGGCUUCACCACACAGAAAGUCAGGAUGAAUAUCCACACAAAUAACCAGGUAACCAGGAUCUACAAUGUCAUCGGCAAAAUCCGAGGGGCUGUGGAACCAGACAGGUAUGUUAUCCUGGGGGGUCAUCGGGAUGCGUGGGUGUUUGGUGGGAUCGAUCCUGUCUCUGGGGCAGCCGUUGUUCAUGAGAGCGUGAGAAGUGCUGGGAAGCUUGUGAAUCAAGGCUGGAGACCCAGGCGAACCAUUAUCUUUGCCAGCUGGGAUGCAGAGGAGUUUGGGCUGCUGGGAUCCACAGAGUGGGCAGAGGACAACUCAAAAUUGCUACAAGAAAGAGCUGUUGCUUACAUCAAUGCUGAUUCUGCUAUAGAGGGUACUUACACCUUGAGGGUAGACUGCACACCAUCACUUCACACUCUGGUGUAUGAUCUCACCAAACAGAUUGCCAGUCCUGAUGAAGAGCAUGCUGGGAUAUCUCUAUAUGAGAGCUGGCACAAAAAAGAGAACUGGACAGGGGAUCGAGACGCACCCAGAAUCAGCAAGCUGGGAUCAGGCAGUGACUUUGAAGCAUACUUCAUACGAUUGGGAAUCGCUUCUGGGAGGGCCAGAUACACCAAGAAUAGGAAAACAGAAAAGUACAGCAGUUACCCAGUAUACCACAGUGUGUAUGAGACCUUUGAACUGGUGGAACGUUUCUAUGACCCCUCCUUCCGGAAGCUGCUGGCAGUGGCUCAGGUCAGGGGAGGUCUGAUCUUCCAGCUGGCUGACUCCCAACUCCUGCCACUAGACUGCAAUGAGUAUGCCAUUUCUCUGAAAAAAUACGCCCACAGCAUCUUUCAGAUCGCUCAGAAACACCAGGCCGACCUGCUCAAGUAUCAGGUCUCAUUCGAUUCUCUUUUUUCUGCUGUGGAUAAUUUCACAACUGCUGCAAGAGACUUUCACAAUCGACUUCCACAUCUGGACAUGACCAAUUCUUUAGAGGUCAGAAUGACGAAUGAUCAGAUGAUGUAUCUGGAGAGGGCAUUUGUGGAUCCCCUUGGAUUACCAGGGAGACCUUUCUACAGGCAUAUUAUUUUUGCACCAAGUAGUCAUAACAAGUAUGCCGGGGAGUCUUUCCCUGGCAUCUACGAUGCCAUGUUUGACAUUGAGAGCUCCAGAGAUCCCGCUGCAGCGUGGGAAGAAGUAAAGAGACAGAUCAGCAUAGCAGCUUUCACUGUUCACGCAGCAGCCACAACUCUCCUGCCAGUGGCAUGAGGACCUCUGCUUUCUAAACGGAGAACAUGCAUCUCCAGUCCUGUGACUAAGGGGGUGG